AGUCCCCCUCGGAUUCGAUGAUGCUCAAAUACUACAAUACGUUAGCAAGAAUUAUAUUUUUGACUAUGCUCAUAUCGGAGAGGCUAUAAGGCUUUUCCAGGACGGACGCAGACCAAAGACGGAAGUCGAUGAGUUGCUGCUUGCGAAGCCGGAAGGAUAUGAAGAAACAGAUGAUUUUAGCAAGUUUGAAAAAAAGUUUGGAUUUUUGCCGGCCGUUCUCAAAGACCAUUUUCCUUAUAGGUAUUUGGGUGGUCUGCAGAUGGCGAGACGGUAUUUCCCGAAUAACGCCAGAUGCUAUACCCACGAAACAAACUAUCGUACUUUUUAA
Paraglomus occultum is the source of this 328-nucleotide messenger RNA. The record is from the annotation of a GenBank genome assembly. NCBI's taxonomy places the organism in Eukaryota, Fungi, Glomeromycota, Glomeromycetes, Paraglomerales, Paraglomeraceae.